Molecule: messenger RNA, 2232 nt
Organism: Cadophora gregata
Lineage: Eukaryota; Fungi; Ascomycota; Leotiomycetes; Helotiales; Ploettnerulaceae
Exons: 6
Coding region: 354-2186 (610 amino acids)
Source: RefSeq, a predicted model, not a curated record
CGCAGGUUACCUCAAACAUCACGUACAAUCCCGCUGCCUACCAAGAGCUGCUCUUUGAUGACAUAAACCCUGCCCAGUUCAAAAGCCGGAACUCAACAGUAAGACGGGAACAGCCGCGACGAUGGUUGGCUCCUUUUGUUUCUAUGCAUUCUUCUGCUCCAGGUGGCAAGAUUUGUGCUCUUGUCAGCAUGCACAGGCUCCAGCCGUUACUGGACAGCGUCUGCAGGUGAGUCUCCAGUUGGUAUUACUACUGUUUGAUCGUCUGAUAGUGUGGACGAUCAAUGUCUCUUCAGGCAUAUAAAUCUCCCUUCUCGUUGAGCUGGGAUGAAGUGGGAGAAUAGUCCGAACCAAAGAUGGAACGUAAGAUAUCGUUGUCGACCACUUGCUCGUUCAUCGAUGUUGAGAGCGGAUAUCUCGGGGGAUUGAAUCGUGGAGACAGCUAUGCUUCACAAGACUGUUUAGUCCAGACUGGAAAGGAAUCUCCGCAUGGAGAUGAAAAGUUACCUUCAGAAAGCAGCACCCUCCGGGAAGAACGAAAGGGUCAUCUCAAUGUUCGCUCCAUCUUCAGCAAGAGGAAGCAUCAUUCAAACUCAAGAAAGAGUACAGAAUUACAAACAACCUCGGAUUCGAGGUUUCGAAAUAUGUGUCAAAAGAUCCAGACUUCUCAGCUCGGCAGUAUUUUCUGGCUCAUUGGGAGGCUUCAAACACAGGUAAAACCCGAUUUUGAUGAAUAUCAGGAAAAAUUCCCGCCAAAGUCGUUCCCGACGCCGGAACAGACUUGGUACAAUAUUCCAAGCAAGGAUGAUGGAUCGCACUCCUGGCCUCUUACCGAGAUCUGGCCACCAGCUUUCAUCAUAGAUUUGAGAAAACACAUUCCGAUCUUCAUGGCAAUGUUCGUGGCUGUCGUACUACCGAUCUGUCUGAUACAGCGGUAUGCUUAUCCGGCGACUCAGAAAGUUGGAAAUCGGCCUGGCUACGAUUGCAUGCACACUGGCGACUUCAAUCUCAGAGGGACAGACGUGAAUCUCGGGCAAAUGCCAUUUGCGCAAGCGAAGGCUAUUGACCUCGCAUGGAACGCAGUCGUUGGUCGCGGGAUGCAAGCUUUCCUAAUUUUCAUCAGCUGCAAGCUUUUUUAUGCUGUACUGAUGUAUACUAGCGAGCGACACCCGGUUACUUACGAACUGUUCGCAGCUGUUUCGCUCACUCCUACGGGAACGAAUGGUAUUCGUCCCUUGGCAAAAGCAAUCAUAUUCAACUCAAACACUAAGGUCCGCUUGAUGCUAGUAUGGCUCUUGGGUUCGACUGUUUACAUCGCCUUGACGCCAAUACUUGUGGAUGCCCUCUCGGGAUAUCGAGCUAUACAAGCAACGGUGCUUCAACUAGCAGACGGCUCGAAACUUGACGUCUCCUCUGGCUUUACUUCAAAUGCUUACCAAAACCUCGAACGCAACCAACCUCCUGACUAUUUGGACUUCAAUAGUUUCACUGGGAAAGCGUCUAAUCGUACUCCUAACUUUGAACUCGUUUCCAACACGACUAUGAUAUAUUUUUCUGGCCAAUAUCGUUUGAAUUAUCACGGACAAAACAUAUCUGAGGUAUUCAGCUCCUCGUGUAUCAAUACAACAACGUCUGUUCUAUUUUUCAGUACGGAUCACUACACGUAUUUUCGAGGUGGCUCGCCGCUGAUGAUAUACGAGGAUCCAAGCUGUCGAUUCUGGUUUCCGUUAGCUCCUGUUAUAAACGAGGGUGCAUAUGGAGUGUGGAAUCAGACAUUUUUGAGGCAUCAAGGCAAUUACGAAUGUGUGUCGAAAGACAUAUACACCUGGGGGUUCUCCUAUGAGCUACUACUCAUAUAUUCAUGCAUCAGUGGAGCAUGGACUCUUGGUACAUGGGCCAUAUACGUGUACGCAUCAGUGCACAGCGAAUUGCUGCAAAAAGGAAGAAUGUUUGGGACCUGGCGAGCGGUCAUGGAUAUCAGCGAGUCAUUGAAAGAGAUGAUUGGAGAAAAUAAUUUGUGUGCAUAUACAGAGCGGGAAUUGAGCCGAAGCCUGCAAGGUAGGAAUAUGGCUAUGUAUAAAAGUUACGAAGGGGUAAAAGGAAAUAUAAGGUUCGGACUGAGAGAGAUCCGACCUGGUACUCGAGAUCGAGGUCGAUUAAAGCUGGAGUGGGCAAGGGAAUAUGGAUAAUUAAGAUUCUUCCAAAAGUCAAACACUUUUUCCAGCGCCUCCAAAA